Priapulus caudatus is the source of this 488-nucleotide messenger RNA. RefSeq names its product intraflagellar transport protein 122 homolog. Gene Ontology annotation, biological process: intraciliary retrograde transport; non-motile cilium assembly; protein localization to cilium. The annotation marks the transcript as partial. The record is from RefSeq and is a predicted model, not a curated record. NCBI's taxonomy places the organism in Eukaryota, Metazoa, Priapulida, Priapulimorpha, Priapulimorphida, Priapulidae. The transcript has 3 exons. Gene Ontology annotation, cellular component: intraciliary transport particle A; non-motile cilium. Gene Ontology annotation, molecular function: protein binding.
CGACGCCUACCGAGUUGCGUGUUUGGGAGUGACGGAGAAGGACUGGGAGGCCCUUGCUCACGAGUCGCUCGAGGGGCUGGACUUCCACAACGCUAAGAAAGCGUUCGUCAGAAUCCGCGAUCUCAGAUACCUGGAGUUGAUCAGCAAUAUCGAGGACCGGAAGAAGAAGGGGGAGAUCGACAACAACAUCUUCCUCGCUGACAUCUACUCGUACCAGGGAAAGUUCACCGAGGCAGCGAAGCUCUACCGGCGAUCGGGACAGGAGCAGAAGGCCAUGACCAUGUUCUCUGACCUACGCAUGUUCGACCAGGCCAAGGACUUCAUCCCGAGCGGCGACGUUCAGGACAAGAGAGCGUUGAUGGCGAAGCAGGCUGAGUGGGCGCGCAGCAGCAACGAGCCGCGGGCCGCUGCCGAGAUGUACAUGUCAGCGGGCGACUACGUCAGAGCCGUCGAUAUCAUAGGAGAGCACGGCUGGGCCGAAAUGUGAG